This is a messenger RNA of Chara braunii, 5164 nucleotides long. NCBI's taxonomy places the organism in Eukaryota, Viridiplantae, Streptophyta, Charophyceae, Charales, Characeae. The record is from the annotation of a GenBank genome assembly.
CGUAUUAGUCAUCUGAGUUGGUCUGAGGUUGGGCGUGCUAGUCAACGAGUGGGAAUACAAUGGCGUCCGCAAAGAACACAUCCACAAGCGCUGGACCAUCUGCCCCCGGGGAGGGACGACCUGUACAGCAAUCUACUCCUCAGUAUAUGCACGCAAAGGGAGCACGAUGGUUUUUGGACUUCGUUGUUCAGGGGGACCUUUUUGGGCCAGCUGUUUUCAUGCGACCCACUUGCGUUACAGAUGCUGGGGGAGCGGUCAACGUUGUUCCUCUCGGUACCGUGGUCUCGUGCACGAAGACUCCUGAAGGUUUGCUCAAGCUGCACACUAACGGCAUGUACGACAAGUGCAGACUGCCUAUCAGAGGUGUUAAAGGUGUGGUGGUAACCAUCAAGAGUUUCGCGGGGUACGACUCGAACAUGCCGUUGUGCUCUCACUUCAAAGGCCUUUACGAUGGCGGCAACAAGCGUCUUCCAUCGCCAGAGCAAUAUCUCGAUCUCGCGCUGAUGGUGCCGAGAGAAAGUCCAAUUCUUCCGCCAGAGCAUGUUUUCUGGCUUCUGCCACCCCGUGAGGGGUCGUCCGGCUUGGCUCAAGAAACUCCAGACUCCUUCGGAGAAGAAGAGCGAGCGACAGAGGAUGGUGCGAGAGGAGGUGGUGGAAGGAACCCUCCGCAUGAAGAGGAUGAGAGGAAAAUCGGAGGUGGUGAUGGGAGGGGAUGGAGGUGGCGACGGAGAACGUGCCUCGGAAAGAGGCCGACGAAGGAAGAGGGUGGGACGGCAAGUAAGAAAGCGAGGAGGCUCGACGGUUUGACCAUCCACGAAGGACAAGCCGCGGGUGGAGGAGAUUCGGCUGAUCCAGGCGCUGCGGCCGCGAGAGAACCUUCGGGGAAAUCGAAACAGAAAGUGGCAGCUGAAGAAGGCGAUGGCGAGAAGAAAACUCGAAGGCGGAAGACUGCUGAGGCGAUGAGCGGUGGCGAAGGGCCUGUCGGUAAGGAGUACGACGAAGCGGCAGCGUUCUGGCUCGAAUACGAGCGGAACGAUGUCGGUGAAAUCGUGGAGAAGGAGCUCCCCGUCCAACUGCUCAUCGACCCCAGGAAGGUCUGCGAGAUCCCGGCUUGGGAAAGAUAUUACAACCACCGCAGUCUAAGUCGCGAAACUGUGGACGAUAUCAAGGGUACGAUGCUGAGUCAAUUCCGCGAGAAAAAGGGGAAGAUCUGGACGAAAAACCCUCUGGUUUUGGCACCCAUCUACAAGCCGGUGACGCGUAGGCCAGAGAAAGAUGACAGGAUUCACAAAGAUGUCUUCAAGCCAGAGGACAAGGACAAGUACUACUAUUACCCUGUUAACGAACAACACACCGUGGCUGCUGUAAAGGAGUUGGAGGGUGAGCCAAUAUUCAAUUUGUGGAAGAUGCACUCGUGGCCGGCGAGAGUAGUGUGGUUCUCCGACCGAGAUUUCGCGGGGUAUAGGCAGUGGAUGCCGCUCGUGACGGUCGGUGACGACGUUUUCCGCAAAGUCAUGGAAUUCUACGCGAAAUGGGCGGAGGGGAAGUUGCUGGGCGGCGACGGCAAGACGCCAUUGUCGAGGCUGGGCAAAUACAUGCCAGACAAAUCUCCGGGUCUGCAAGAAAUUCCGGAAAUGGGCUCGAAAGGGGCGGCUGGUGAAACGAAGAUGGGGUGGCUGGUCCGGGUCCCGCCGCCUCCGACCAAAAAGAAAACGCAAGCGGACGACAAGUUUUUCGUGUUCGUGAAGGAGCCAGACAUGUUGUGUUGGCAGUGUCUCGCCGACAUAACCGAUGCCGAGAAACUGUCAAUCCUUGAUGACAUUCUCGCGCUAAGGGGAGUGUUCGUGCAAUCCGCGGGCGGCCAUUUGAAGCGUCAGCACAAACCAGGAAUUAAAGACAUGGUCGCGACGAGGAAAGUGGACCGUGUGAUGCUCCGUACGUUCCACUACAUUUUUUUCCUUGAAACGGAGGAGGACGAACGUGUUUGGCGCCACGGGAGCCCUUUUUUUGGGACCGAGGGGAAGCUUUUGGAGGAGUACGGGCCGCAGGGCCUCACGAAACAGGUGUGGGUCGAAAUGCGAAAGCAUUUCCAGGGUGCGGUGGAGUACGUGAACACUUGCAAACGUACUCGUCCUCACGAGAAGGAGUUCCUCGACAACGCGAAGAAAUUGUACGAUGAUGACAGUUUCUUGAAAGGCAUGGCCAGGCUUAGCGUCCAUCACGUCAAGAYAGGGAAGUGGGUACGUAAUGCACAAAAGCAGGCCACUGUCCGGGAAGGCAAUAUGCUGGUUGAGGAGUGUGACCGCCUGUACGUGAUUUUUAAUGGCGAGAAGCUGAAAGACAACACAUUCGCAGUCUACCCGGCCAGUAGCCCGACAAAGGCUUCCCGUGCUCAUGGUCCAAGUCCGGCCAAACACACGGUGGCGGGUCGCUCGAAAGCUGUCUGUUCGUCGGACCCAUCAGGACAGGUUGUGGCGUGUUUCGACGUGGCGGAAGAGGAAAGGUGCUCUCGUAGCAUGUGGGAGGACGGCGGCGUGACAAGUUCUCAAGGACCUGCUUAUGGGGAGAUGGAGCGGAACCCGUCCCAUCUACUUGGUCUACUUGAAAACUUUUGCAAAGCUGGUCAAACUGUUUUUUUCUUUGGGAAGGCGCAUGCGUCUGUCGUGUCGGAACUCCUGCGCACCGGUCGGAACGUCGUCGCGUUGGAGAAGGGGGCGAAGAUGAUCGAUCACCUUCACGAGUUCGUGAAGGCACUCGUUGCAGACACUCGCAAUGCUUGCGGGUUUGUCCAGACCACCGGCGAACGAAACUGGGAUCCCAAACGUGACAUGUAUUGGAAAUUGUCGGGGAACAAAAGGACGGACGUUUGGGACUUCCUUUUCGGACCCGGACCGCCUAGUCUGACCGACCUGGAAUACAGUCGACGGAGAAACCUGGUGUUUGCUGUGCUCAAUGGGUACCACGGUGCACCCAGGGAGUCUGUCUCACACUUCCUGAGAAGACUGGAGCAUGUUUACUUCACGCUGGCUGAACCGCUCACUCUCGAAAACUACAAGUCACAGUUUGACGAGGAGGACCCUUUCGACGCUGACGACAUGGAGGAGCUGAGCGACUCCGAAACCUUCGAUUUUGAACUCUACUUCUGCGGCAAGCAUCACCGGUUCACGUUGGAGGAUAUCUGGGGACACAACGUUGUCUGGCACCCGAGGAUAUUCCAACCUGCUGUGAGGAAUGGAAUAUGGGUCAUGGCAAUAAAGGAGGCCGAUGGCAAGUGGAGUAGACUGAAGAAACUGGGAGCGGGUGCAUUUAAGAGAAAGGCAAGAACUGCUCUGGUGGAGCAUUUGAGUCUCAUGAACCCUGAGAGGAACGAUCAGGACGUCGAUGCGUAUGCAGAACAAAAGCUACAUGAGUUGUACGCCAACAACAUGUUGGAGUUUCGAGCGCCUUUCUACGCACUCGAAACGGCACCGUCUCGUGGCAUUGACUGGCGCAUGUCGCAACCUCCGCCGGCUGGUCAGCAUCCGGGAGGGGGUGGUGGAAGAGACGAAGGAGACGGCGGAGGUGGCGGAGGAGAUGGCUCACAGUUUGCCGGAAAGGGGACGGGCGAGACAUCGUCGGUUGAGAAGGCGUCCGACAGAAAGGGGUCGGGCCGAAAGGGGUCGGGCGGGAAGGGAUCGGGCGCGAAGGGGUUGGGCGGAAAGCGUAGAACGUCCGGGAGUCCCCAGUAUAUGGAAACUGACCCCCACUGUGUAGGGAGUCGAGAUUCCGACAUGCGAGACGAGGCCACCCUGACGUCUGAUCAAGUGCGAGUAGAUUCGCACUUGUCUGCGAGGAGUUUGUUUCCCGUUGCCCAGGAGAGUCCAUCCCGCCGUGCGCAGCAGAGGUCUCCUGUGCUCAACACCUUGCUCCUGAAAGAGGGCGCGUCUUCGUUUUGCCUGGAGGGCGGGAUGCCUGCAUUGCAAAGGAGCGAAGACUGGCGGUCUCGCGACGUGCUGGAGGGGCCCGCUCCAGGAGUGUUGGAGACCGAUGGUAGCGAGAACGAACGUCACACUCCUGGGGAAGACGAGCGCUCUCCGGGAACGCGUGCUGUACAUCGAGAAGAGGAGACUCAACGCUGGCAGUCUCGCAAAGUGUUGGAGACCGGGGGUAGCAAGUGUGAACGUCAUGCUUCAGAGGGUGCGUCUGUGAACACUGACAGCGAGAGUGCAGGAGCUCCGGGGGAAACGCAUGCUGUACAGCGGGGAAAGGAGACUCGACACGGGCCGGCUCGUGAAGACAUGAAGUGGCUUCAUGCACGAGCGCUGGUGAUCGGGACGUCCGAAGAGGUUCUGCACAGUCGCUCGGCUGUGGCCACGAUGCGAGAGGGUGUCGUUAAGGGAGGCGGAGAACCCGAAGUGGAACGCGGUGAGGUGACUGUCGACAUCCGGACGGAUCCACAACGGAAAGAUGGUGAUUCUUCGCCCACCCGUUGCGGUGAAGAACAGGGUGGUCGAGCGUCUGUCCUGAGCACCGCUCGGGGAAUGGUGCUUCAUGAAGCCAUACAGUUGGGUGACGACUCGGCAGCCACCGAGCUGGUUAGCGACUCAGGCGUGGCCGAGAUGCAGAACGUCGAAUCCUCCGUGGAAGGCGGUGAGGUGGCCGUCAGCAUCAAGAUGGAUCCAGAGCGGAAAGAUCAUGAUUCUCCGUCCACCCGUUGCGAUGCCGAACAGGGUGAUCGAGCAUCUGUCCUCAGCACCGGUCGGGAAAUGGUGCUUCAUGAAACCAUCGAAUUGCCAAGCGACUCAGCUGCCACCGAGCUGGUUAGCGACACAGCCGUGGCCAAAUGCAGAACCUCGAAUCGUCCGUGGACGUUGCCGCAGUGGUGCGACAAGAGGGCGAGUUCCCUCAAAGGGCUCCUGAGCACGGAGGAAGGUCUGCGGAAACAUUUGGUUGCGUCUAUUGAGAGCGUUACUGCUUUGUCUGAUGGGUCUGAUGACGAUGGCGAACGGGGUGUCUUGAAAGACCCGUGUCCUAAGUACAUCGAGAAGGACACAUUCAACAGUCGGGGAUACAACUUUUCUGGGACAAUGGCAGACAGUUCUUAGCCAUUCCGCCCCGGGGUUUGUGCUCACUCCUCACACUUGUUCGUGGGUGUUUGUGCAGCCGGGGCUACAUCAUGUUUUCG